UCUCACGCAAGCAAAAAAAAGAAAAGCGACUUCGUUCCUUGGGCCGCCCUGGUUUAGACGAUUGUAGGGUGUCCUGGUGUAGGUGUUGGGUGGCUUUCUCCUUUCCUUUUCACUGGGGGGAGGUGAGCGAUUUAUUUGGGGUCGCUUUUCGGGGGUUUAGUUUAGUUUAAUGUAUUGUUAGUGUCUCUCUCUUUCUUUGUAAGCAUGACGGCGUCUCUUGAUUAUUUGGUGGUUUUAUUUGGGGCAACAGCCGGGGCACAUGGGAAAAAGCUGGGAUCUGAUGAGAAGGAGCUGGUGCUUUUGUUAUGGCAAGUGGUGGAUUUGGCCAACGAAAAGGCUGGGAAAGUGCACCAAGUAUUUGUAAAACCGAGUAACUUGGAACUAACAGAGCAAUGCACCGAGCACACUGGCGUUACGGUGGAAAACCUGAGCGCAGCAGAACCUCUGGAUCAAGUUCUUCAACAGUUCAAUCGAUCUGUGAGCAAUGAGUUGAAUAUUGGAGUGGGAACUUCAUUCUGUCUUUGUACAGAUAGUCAACUGCUAAUACGCCAAGUCUUCCACCCUGAAGCUUCUAACAAGAAUGUCAUGUUACCAGAAUGCUUCUAUUCCUUUUUUGAUCUGCAAAAAGAGUUUAAGAAAUGCUGCCCAGAUGCCCCUGAUCUCCACGAACUCGAUCUCAGUGUUAUGGCCAAACAUCUACAUCUUGAAGAUGAAUCAGCCACCUACCAGUUUGGUGUUUCAGAUAUUAUGACUGCAAAUGACAUUAUAUUAACCAUUAUAUCUGAACCCCAUAAUCACAGGUUUACAGCUCCUGAAAGAGUGAAUCAUAAAUUUGAAACGGGGACCUGCAGCAAGAUGGAGAUCAUUGAUGAUAAUACGGUAAUCAGAGCGAGGGGGCUACCCUGGCAGUCAUCUGACCAAGAUAUUGCUAGAUUCUUCAGGGGUCUCAACAUAGCUAAGGGUGGGGCUGCACUAUGCCUAAACUCUCAGGGAAGAAGGAAUGGAGAAGCUCUUGUGAGAUUCAUUAAUGAUGAACACAGAGACCUGGCACUACAAAGACACAAACAUCACAUGGGAAACCGAUAUAUUGAGGUGUACAAGGCAACAGGGGAAGAUUUUCUGAAAAUUGCAGGAGGUACCUCCAAUGAAGUAGCUCAGUUCUUAUCGAAGGAGAAUCAGGUUAUUAUUCGUAUGCGUGGGCUUCCAUUCACAGCUACAGCAGAGGAAGUCUUGACAUUUUUUGGAUCAAACUGCCCAAUAACAGGUGGAAAAGAGGGAAUCCUUUUUGUCAAGUAUCCUGAUGAGAGGCCAACGGGUGAUGCUUUUGUAUUGUUUACCUGUGAGGAGUAUGCCCAAAAUGCACUCAAGAAACACAAGGAUAUGUUGGGAAAAAGGUACAUUGAACUAUUCAGGAGUACAGCAGCUGAAGUACAACAGGUUCUUAACAGGUAUACAUCCACUCCCCUUAUGCCCAUAGCACCCGCUCCUGUCAUUCCUAUGCUCCCUCAACCAUUUGUGCCUUCUACUAAUUUGCGAGACUGCAUCCGUUUGCGAGGCCUACCUUACGCUGCCACCAUCGAGGACAUUCUAGAGUUCUUGGGUGAAUUUACUUGCGAUAUACGACCUCAUGGAGUGCACAUGGUGUUAAAUCAGCAGGGCCGUCCUUCAGGCGAUGCCUUUAUCCAAAUGAAAUCAUCAGAUCGAGCAUUCCUGACUUCUCAGAAGCGUCACAAAAGAACAAUGAAGGAUAGAUAUGUUGAAGUAUUCCAGUGUUCUGCUGAGGAAAUGAACUUUGUAUUAAAGGGUGGCAUUUUAAAUAGAAAUGGCUUGUCUCCACCGCCAUGUAAGUUACCAUGCUUGUCUCCCUCACCAUACAAUACAUUUCCAACACAGGCAACUGUUAUUUCAGCUGAAUCUGCAGCUCUCUAUCAACAACCUGUGUUUCUCAGUCCCCGGGCUCUCCCACCUUCAACAGCAUACUACCCAGCUGGUGCCCAGUUCUACAUGAAUUAUUCUGCAUUCUACCCGAGCCCUUCUGGGUCCCUGACCAGCAUUGGCUAUUUCCCAACACCUGCCGCUGUUCCAACCCAGCCUGGCACCAUUGUCAGGAUGCAAGGACUAGCUUACAACACAGGAGUCAAGGAAAUCCUUAAUUUCUUCAGUGGCUAUCAGAUUCCCCCUGAGUCUGUGCUGAUCAUGUCCAACUUGUAUGGACAACCCAGUGGCGAUGCUUUUGUGAUAUUCCCAUCGUUGGACACUGCCAAGCAAGCUGUGGUAGAGAAGAACCACCAACACAUUGGCAGUCGCUUUGUGGAUCUUUACUUGUUGUAAAAUAUUCUGUGCUACUCAGUAUGGAAACAUAAGUAACAAGCAUGUUUAUGCAAAAGUAAUAACGUCCAUAACAAUUCAGAAUGAAGAUGUUUCUUAAGAUAACCUAUUCCACUAACAAAAUGAGAAUGAUGCCAUUUUCAUUCUAUCUUAGAGGAUAUGUGAAGCUGGACAUUGAAAGAAUGUAUAUGUUAUCAUCAAAUAGUAAUUUGGUUUAAUUAGCACAAACUGCAAUGGUCAAGUUUUUAUAUGAACACUAAAACUUGGAUACUAAUUGUAACACUUAUGCAUAGGGUUUUCCACGUCAAUCUUCAUUGUAAGAGAUGACUUAUAUAACAUUGAUCCACGUCACUCAUUAUUGUAACGCAUCAAUGCAGGCCUCUUCCAUGACAAACAUUACAGUGAUACACUUGUACAGAGCACUUCCUCACUAACUAUUACUGUAACAAGGGCUUUCUUCAUGUCACUCAUUGUAACAUGAAUUUUUUUUUUACAGGUCAUCUUCAUUCCAAUCAUUACACACAUGUACAGGGAUCUUCAAUGCCAAUCAUUACUAUAGCUUGCUUGCAAAGAGCUGUUUAUUUAGUGUAACAUACCUGUACAGGGAACUUCUGUGCCAGCAAUUGCUAUAACAUACAUUUAUGUGUUACUCAUUAUAGUAACACAUCUGAACAGCACUUACCUUUAUCAAACAUUAACAUAAUAAUGUACAGAGAACUUCUACUUUAAUAAAAAUACUUUAACACUUCUGUAAAAACCUCUUCAUUGUCACUUAUUGUGAUAUCACACGUGUACAGGGUUCUUCCACGUCACACAUUUUUUAAAAAGGCUCAUUUAUUAAAAUCAUUGUUGUAUCAUACCUGCACAAGAUUCCUUGACUUCAAUAAUGUACAGGAUGCUUUCCUGAAUUUCAUAAUUCUACUGGAUGACAUUUAUCAGACACUGCUUUAUCAUUACUAUAAUCCAAGGGCCAUACGAGCCUCACAUCUGCUAGUUGUUCCUUGCCAAUCCUUUCUGUGGUUUUCUGCAGUUGCAAUUUAUUUAUUCUGCUAUUUAACAUUUAAAAUAUUUAGUCUAAAGACUAUUGCUUUCUUUACUAAGGUUCACAAAUGUAUCUUUUAAUUAAAAUAGAAAUCACAAAUAUAAAUUUUAUAUGUAUAAAUUGUUUACAACCAUGGUAAGCACUAUUCAAACUGUAUGCCUCCUAAAAUAAUCAAUAUCAAGCACAGACUAAAGUUCCAGUGUGCCUUUUAUGUUUUUAGACCAUAGUGGCCAAAAUUUUAUAUAAUAAUGUUCACGCUUAUUUGGCUGGAAUAUUAUUCCGAGUUACUGUCAAAUCUGAACACUAGUGUCAGUGCAGACAAACAGGCCAAAGACAGAAGAUAGAAAGUGUUAAAACAUAAUUAUUUCAACUGAUAAAUCUGCAAAUGACUCAAACUGUUUACGCAUGUUAGUUUAUAGAUCUCUAGGCUUUAACUAUUAAAUAUAACAUAUAAAAAUAUUGUAAAUCAGAUACUACCAGUUUGAUUGUAGCAGAUAAUUUUGAUAUAAAAUAUUAGAUUCAUGUCUGUGAGCACUAAAAUGCAGGAUAUAUCAUUUUAUGUGGCAAGAGUUAGCUCAAGGAGUGCAAUACUUGAGGACAAUUCUGAGUUACAUUAUGUGCAACUGUUAUCCUAAUGUUUGAAUACAUGAAAUGUCAAAGGAAUGAUUGUUUUUAAAUACUGUAUAAAUUCAGUGUUAAAUAAAAUACUGAGUAUA
Molecule: messenger RNA, 4086 nt
Organism: Carcharodon carcharias (great white shark)
Lineage: Eukaryota; Metazoa; Chordata; Chondrichthyes; Lamniformes; Lamnidae
Gene: esrp1
Product: epithelial splicing regulatory protein 1
Exons: 15
Coding region: 205-2331 (708 amino acids)
Biological process (GO): regulation of RNA splicing
Cellular component (GO): nucleoplasm; ribonucleoprotein complex
Molecular function (GO): mRNA binding
Source: RefSeq, a predicted model, not a curated record